GAAGCCGCGAGGGAGAAUGAAUUGUGUGUACGGAAGUAGUAGUAGAGCAGUUUACCAGAACUCUGGCUCUCUAUGUUAAACCAUAGUAUGCUUGCAUUACAACUCAUGUCCUGAAGAACAUGUCAAGCGAUUCGUCGCAGAAGAAAUCAGGUCACCUCUACUUGAGAGGGUAUCUGAGAUUGCGUUUCGUGAUUUAGUGUGGGGGAACGGGACGGAUUUGACUUGAGCCAUGGGGUCCGAAGAUGUAUUGAGAAGUGCGUCUACCCUGGCGUCUUACAAUGUUCUGUUACAGGUGAUGUUUCGCUUACUGACAUUCUUCCUGAACGCGUUUACACUGAGAUUUGUGUCAAAGGAGUUGAUUGGCGUCGUGAAUGUCAGGUUAAUGCUGCUGUACUCUACAUUGGUCUUCCUGUCCCGAGAGGCCUUCAGGAGGGCGUGUCUUAGUGGUGGAGGGGAGGAUUCCAACUGGAGACAGAACAUCAAUCUCCUGUGGCUCACGUUUCCCUUGGGUUGUGUGUGGGGUGUGCUACUGGUGGGCGUGUGGGCGUUUGUCCUGCAGGCCCCAGACCCCCAGGCCGUCCCACACUACCUGCCCGCUGUGUGCCUCUUCUGCUGGGCAGCGAUGCAGGAGCUGCUGGCCGAACCACUCUGGGUCCUAGCACAGACGCACAUGCUUGUGCAACUCAAGGUUAUAGCAGAGAGCUUAGCCAUGGUGGCUAAAUGCAUUGUAACCGUGGUUAUGGUUGUGUGUGCCCCAGUAUGGGGGCUCUACAUCUUUGCUGCAGCUCAGUGUGUGUACUCAGGGUUCCUGGUGUUGUGUUACGUUGUCUACUUUACGAGGUUCCUGGGCUCAGCAGAGGCAGAGAAGAAGGGCUUCCCCCUGCAGAGCAUCACAGAGACGCUUCCGGGCAGAACACAGGGAGAGUCUAUGAUCAACUUGAAGCUGGCCAGGCUGACAUGGAGUUUCUUUAAGCAGUCCUUCCUAAAGCAGAUCCUCACUGAAGGGGAACGCUAUGUGAUGACCUUUCUGAAUGUGCUCAACUUUGGAGACCAGGGUGUGUAUGACAUUAUAAAUAAUCUGGGCUCCAUGGUUGCACGGUUCCUCUUUCUCCCCAUAGAGGAGAGCUUCUAUGUCUUUUUCGCAAAAGUGCUCGAGAGAGGGCAGACUGUCCAUCAACAGAAACAAGGGGAGGUUGCCAUGGCAGCAGAUGUGCUGGAAUGCCUGCUGAAGCUGGUGCUUGUGAUAGGUCUGAUCAUCACCGUGUUUGGCCAGGCCUAUUCUCAUCUGGCACUGGACAUCUACGGGGGAGACCUGCUGAGCAGUGGGACAGGUCCCUCUCUCCUGAGAUGCUACAGUGCUUAUGUUCUGCUGUUGGCUGUGAAUGGAAUCACAGAAUGCUUCACUUUCGCUGCCAUGAGCAAGGAGGAGGUGGACCGGUAUAACUUUGUCAUGCUCGGUCUGUCUGUGUGCUUCCUGCUGCUCUCCUAUUGGCUGACGGGGCUGUUAGGGGGCGUUGGCUUCAUCCUGGCCAACUGCUGUAACAUGUCCUUGCGGAUCACACACAGCUUGGUGUUCAUGCACCGCUACUUCAAGGCAUCUCCCUACACCCCACUGGUUGGACUUUGGCCUCGUCCUGCCCUGCUGGGCAGCCUGGCUGUCAGCUACGCCCUUACAACGGUUUCCGAGAGUGUGUUAUGCUGUGAUGGGGGCUGGUUGCUUAGGCUAGUUCACAUCGCCGUGGGUGGGGUCUGUUUGCUUGGAGUGAUGGCCACUGCAUUUGUCACCGAGACGCGGCUUGUGGAGUUCAUUAAAUCGCAGCUGCUGCCCAGAUACAGCAAAAAGCACACUUGAAACUCUGACCACAGAACUCCCUCUCACCACUGCAGAACUGUGGGCACUGUGCUGGGGGGGCUGUUCCACAAAGCUGGAUCACUCAGUUAGCCUGAUAAUGGCAUAACCUGAAACAGAACACUCACAUUGCUUAUGUUAUCUCAAGUUUUUGGAUAAGACAGAGGUUAGUCCACCAAGCAAGAUCAAUGCAAGAUCCUAAUAGAUGCAUUUAAUAACACCUGCAACCGAACAUAUUGCUUCGGUCCAUCUCCAGAGUUUUGCUGUUUCCAGGUCUAGCCCAGCAUAGUUAUCCAGCUAGCUCAGGCACUAUGAAGACGUGGCACAUGAGUUUGGCAUCAGAGACUCAUCGCACCCAGUGUGGGGAUUUGAGGAGGACCUUUAAAGCAGCACUGUGUCUGUGAUGUCAUUUAUAUUUUUAUAUGUGGCUCUAAUUUGUAUGUAAUAUAAUAUAAAUCAGUCAAUAAAAGAGGGCUAAGGAA
Molecule: messenger RNA, 2331 nt
Organism: Alosa sapidissima (American shad)
Lineage: Eukaryota; Metazoa; Chordata; Actinopteri; Clupeiformes; Clupeidae
Gene: rft1
Product: RFT1 homolog
Exons: 13
Coding region: 230-1852 (540 amino acids)
Biological process (GO): dolichol-linked oligosaccharide biosynthetic process; glycolipid translocation
Cellular component (GO): endoplasmic reticulum membrane
Source: RefSeq, a predicted model, not a curated record